GCCGCCAUCGUAGCCACACUAUUCUCGAACAAGGUUCCAAAGCAAGUCUUGGGGGAAAAAGUUAGCAAAACGACGACAUUAUCGCCGGUUUUGUUCUCUUCUCGGGAAAAUAUUUCGCCAAAGCAAAGCUGAGACAAACUCGUCUUAGUGACUCGUCUGAGCUUCCCGGGCUAGCUUAGCUUGCUAGCUGCUAUUAGAAAGCAGCACGUUGCUAAGUGUGAGUGUAAAGUGUUGUGGUUGUGGGAAAAUGUGUCAAGUACGAACGCUGAAAGUGUUGCUGAGCCAGCAACUAACUGCUGCUGUGGAAGAAAUAUUUGUAGUGUUAGAAAGAACCAUAGCGGAAUACGUGGAGGAACUUUCUAGAACAAAAGAGGAGAACGAGCGACAACGUCAACUACUGGACGCUUUUGCCAAGAAGCCUCAAGUUGUGUUGCACAGGACAGAUCGCCGUAAAGAACACCUCCCCCCCUCUGAGCUGCCGAAGGAGCAGGAGGAGCCAGAGCCCCCUCACAUCGAUGACGUGGUGAAACAGAAGGUGAGGACCGAAGCUGACGGAGACCAAAUAGAAAACCUCCUACCUCCACUAUCAGACUGUGACAACAUGACGUCAGACUCUUCUGACGCCGAUGAAGACUCCAAAGCUGAAGCGACGUGUCAACCUGACGACGCGCGCUUGACGUGCUCUCACUGUGGUGAAACCCUCCGAAGCCAGCUUCUCCUGGAGGAACACACGAAGCGUCACGUGGCCGACAAGUCCGUGCAGUGCACCGAGGAGGAGAACCUCUUCAAACAGGAGGUCCAGACGGAAGCUAAUGGAGAGCAAAUAGAAAACCUCCUACCUCCGCUGUCAGACUGUGACGGCAUGUCGUCCAACAUUUCAAGUUCCGACUCUGACGAUGAAGACCCCGGAGCCGACGCCGAGGGCCCCGCUGACAACACGCCCCUGGUGUGCGCUCACUCCGGCAAAGCCUUCAAGAGCAAGAGUCUCCUGAACGAGCACAUGAAGUGUCACAAGGCGGUCAAAACCGUCAAAUGCACCGUCUGCGGGAAACGCUUGGGUCAGGGCCACUUUGCCCGACACCUCAGGCUGCACACGGGAGAGAAACCGUACGAAUGCCCCGUCUGCGGCAAGAGGUUCGCGCGGGGGGACGGCAUGAGUAAGCACAUGAAGCAACACGCCAAAGGGAAGCCGUAUCGCUGCGCGGUCUGCAGCGCCGAGUUUUCUAAUCGCAGCGGGCUGAUUCGCCACAAGCAGAAGCACAAGGACAUGAAACUGUUCUUCUGCUCCGUGUGCAAGACGUCCUUUCCCGACCGCACCAGCUUGAUCGAACACACCAGAAGGCACGUUCACGAGGGUCUUUAGGGACGACAAGUCCAGUACUUUUGAAGUCCGUGUCGUACACACAGUCCACAUUUUGUUGUUUGAAGAACGUCAACUCUUGACUCAUCCGAAAACGAUACUCUGUUUACAUGUCGUGACUUGAACAUCAACCCAGUGUGAGUGAUGUUGUUAUUGCGAGGGCUGACGCAGACGGACUAUUUAUAGCAGCGCCGCUUUCCACAUCAACUGGUGAGCUGCUUCCUUGCUCGUAGAUCACAAAACCAUACCUCUCACCUGGAUAGUAGAAGGCUGAGGACGCAUUCCGACAAGUUUGUACACUUUGACAGCCGAUUUAGACCCAGGAAAAGGCAACGACGACACAAUAAGACGCUCGGUUCCGCCCUCCUUUUGCGAGGAUUAUGAGUCAUUCCUCAUCCAAACGGGAGCAUAACAAGAUUCUGUAUCCUAACCACAGCAGACCUCGUACAGUCAGCGAUGUUUUACCGUAGUUUUCGGAGUAUAAGUCGCUCCGGAGUAUAAGUCGCACCGGCCGAAAAUGCAUAAUAAAGAAGGGAAAAAACAUCUAAAUCCCAUGAAAUCUUAUACGUCUAGUCUCUUACGUGAAAGAGAUAAAUAGUAUUAUUUGAUAUUUUACGCUAAUGUGUUCAUCAUUUCACGCAUAAGUCGCUCCUGAGAGUAUAAGUCGCACCCCCGGCCAAACUAUGAAAAAAAACUGCCACUUAUAGUCCGAAAAAUACGGUAUGAGUGUUGUUAUUGCGAGGGCUGACGCAGACGGACUAUUUAUAGCAGUGCCGCUUUCCACAUCAACUGGUGAGCUGCUUCCUCGCUCGUAGAUCACAAACCAUGCCUCUCACCUGGAUAGUAGAAGGCUGAGGACGCAUUCCGACAAGUUUGUACGCUUUGACAGCCGAUUUAGACCCAGGAAAAGGCAACGACGACACAAUAAGACGCUCGGUUCCGCCCUCCUUUUGCGAGGAUUAUGAGUCAUUCCUCAUCCAAACGGGAGUACAACAAGAUUCUGUAUCCUAACCACAGCAGACCUCGUACAGUCAGCGAUGUUUUACCGUAGUUUUCGGAGUAUAGGUCGCUCCUGAGUAUAAGUCGCACCGGCCGAAAAUGCAUAAUAAAGAAGGGAAAAAACAUCUAAAUCCCAUGAAAUCUUAUACGUCUAGUCUCUUACGUGAAUGACAUCAAUAAUAUUAUUUGGUAUUUUACGCUAAUGUGUUCAUAAUUUCACGCAUAAAUCGCUCCUGAGUAUAAGUCGCACCCCCGGCCAAACUAUGAAAAAAACUGCGACUUAUAGUCCGAAAAAUACGGUAUGAGUGAUGUUGUUAUUGCGAGGGCUGACGCAGACGGACUAUUUAUAGCAGCGCCGCUUUCCACAUCAACUGGUGAGCUGCUUCCUUGCUCGUAGAUCACAAAACCAUACCUCUCACCUGGAUAGUAGAAGGCUGAGGACGCAUUCCGACAAGUUUGUACACUUUGACAGCCGAUUUACACCCAGGAAAAGGCAACGACGACACAAUAGGACGCUCGGUUCCGCCCUCCUUUUGCGAGGAUUAUGAGUCAUUCCUCAUCCAAACGGGAGUAUAACAAGAUUCUGUAUCCUAACCACAGCAGACCUCGUACAGUCAGCGAUGUUUUACCGUAGUUUUCGGAGUAUAAGUCGCACCGGCUGAAAAUGCAUAAUAAAGAAGGGAAAAAACAUCUAAAUCCCAUGAAAUCUUAUACGUCUAGUCUCUUACGUGAAUGAGAUAAAUAGUAUUAUUUGAUAUUUUACGCUAAUGUGUUCAUAAUUUCACACAUAAGUCGCUCCUGAGUAUAAGUCGCACCCCCGGGCAAACUAUGAAAAAAAACUGCCACUUAUAGUCCGAAAAAUACGGUAUGAGUGUUGUUAUUGCGAGGGCUGACGCAGACGGACUAUUUAUAGCAGCGCCGCUUUCCACAUCAACUGGUGAGCUGCUUCCUUGCUCGUAGAUCACAAACCAUGCCUCUCACCUGGAUAGUCGAAGGCUGAGGACGCACUCCGACAAGUUUGUACACUUUGACAGCCGAUUUAGACCCAGGAAAAGGCAACGACGACACAAUAAGACGCUCGGUUCCGCCCUCCUUUUGCGAGGAUUAUGAGUCAUUCCUCAUCCAAACGGGAGUAUAACAAGAUUCUGUAUCCUAACCACAGCAGACCUCGUACAGUCAGCGAUGUUUUACCGUAGUUUUCUGAGUAUAAGUCGCACCGGCCGAAAAUGCAUAAUAAAGAAGGGAAAAAACAUCUAAAUCCCAUGAAAUCUUAUACGUCUAGUCUCUUACGUGAAUGAGAUCAAUAGUAUUAUUUGAUAUUUUACGCUAAUGUGUUCAUAAUUUCACACAUAAGUCGCUCCUGAGUAUAAGUCGCACCCCCGGGCAAACUAUGAAAAAAAACUGCCACUUAUAGUCCGAAAAAUACGGUAUGAGUGUUGUUAUUGCGAGGGCUGACGCAGACGGACUAUUUAUAGCAGCGCCGCUUUCCACAUCAACUGGUGAGCUGCUUCCUUGCUCGUAGAUCACAAACCAUGCCUCUCACCUGGAUAGUCGAAGGCUGAGGACGCACUCCGACAAGUUUGUACACUUUGACAGCCGAUUUAGACCCAGGAAAAGGCAACGACGACACAAUAAGACGCUCGGUUCCGCCCUCCUUUUGCGAGGAUUAUGAGUCAUUCCUCAUCCAAACGGGAGUAUAACAAGAUUCUGUAUCCUAACCACAGCAGACCUCGUACAGUCAGCGAUGUUUUACCGUAGUUUUCUGAGUAUAAGUCGCACCGGCCGAAAAUGCAUAAUAAAGAAGGGAAAAAACAUCUAAAUCCCAUGAAAUCUUAUACGUCUAGUCUCUUACGUGAAUGACAUCAAUAAUAUUAUUUGAUAUUUUACGCUAAUGUGUUCAUAAUUUCACGCAUAAGUCGCUCCUGAGUAUAAGUCGCACCCCCGGCCAAACUAUGAAAAAAACUGCGACUUAUAGUCCGAAAAAUACGGUAUGAGUGAUGUUGUUAUUGCGAGGGCUGACGCAGACGGACUAUUUAUAGCAGCGCCGCUUUCCACAUCAACUGGUGAGCUGCUUCCUCGCUCGUAGAUCACAAACCAUGCCUCUCACCUGGAUAGUCGAAGGCUGAGGACGCACUCCGACAAGUUUGUACACUUUGACAGCCGAUUUAGACCCAGGAAAAGGCAACGACGACACAAUAAGACGCUCGGUUCCGCCCUCCUUUUGCGAGGAUUAUGAGUCAUUCCUCAUCCAAACGGGAGUACAACAAGAUUCUGUAUCCUAACCACCGCAGACCUCGUACAGUCAGCGAUGUUUUACCGUAGUUUUCGGAGUAUAGGUCGCUCCUGAGUAUAAGUCGCACCGGCCGAAAAUGCAUAAUAAAGAAGGGAAAAAACAUCUAAAUCCCAUGAAAUCUUACACGUCUAGUCUCUUACGUGAAUGACAUCAAUAAUAUUAUUUGAUAUUUUACGCUAAUGUGUUCAUAAUUUCACGCAUAAGUCGCUCCUGAGUAUAAGUCGCACCCCCGGCCAAACUAUGAAACAAAACUGCCACUUAUAGUCGGAAAAAUACGGUCGGUAAACAUGACAUGUUACAAAUGUGCCUGUUACUACAGUACAUAUAUACUUAGUGUAUAUAAAACCUUAAUGAUAUGUUUGGAUGUUUGUUGGGGCUUUUAUAAGCGGAGACAACCUUCUGAUUGCAUUUAUUUAAUAUUUAAAAUGUUCCAGCACAAACAAAAGUGUUUAUGUCUACCUGAUGAUUGUGAACGGUAUACAAAGUUCCUCAAAAAAGUGUACUUCCCCUUUAAGGUUGUUUGUAUUAAAAAAAAGGAAGUUCUGAUUCCAGUUUGUCGGGCAGCUCGUCUCACCUCAUUUUGUUUGGAUUUCAAUUUGUCUUGUAUUUACUUAUAGUAUUCAGUUAUAGUAUUGUUGCACAUCUUACUGGAGCCCUGUUGACUAUGUGCCUUCAAGUGUAACAAAUAAAUGUUACGUUGUGAAAAGUUGUUUUUUGAAAAGUGUAAUGUCUGCUAAUUAAAGAUGACCUUUU
This is a messenger RNA of Entelurus aequoreus (snake pipefish), 5405 nucleotides long. RefSeq names its product gastrula zinc finger protein XlCGF8.2DB-like. Lineage: Eukaryota; Metazoa; Chordata; Actinopteri; Syngnathiformes; Syngnathidae. The record is from RefSeq and is a predicted model, not a curated record. The transcript has 2 exons. The coding region runs from base 248 to 1363 and encodes 371 amino acids.